AUGACUAGUCCUAGUGGUUCAUUUAGAUCACAUAAGGCUGCAGUUAGUGCGAUGGAUCCACGCUCGCAAUAUUGUUCCUGGUUAAUUACGCUUGCUGAAACAUACAACGUGUCAUUGAGCUUUAAAGAGCUGACCAUACCAAGUUGUAAAGAUACAUUUCUAAGAAUAUAUGAUGGUUCAAAUAAUACAGCUCCAUUGCUUGGCACAUAUUGCGGUUCAAAUGCAAGCACAGAAAUCGUGGUUUCAUCAUCCACAAAUAGUUUAUACAUCGUGUCAAAUUGUGGAAUUUAUGGACGAAAUCGUAAAAAUACUUUUACCUUUCAUGCACAAUAUAAUGUUGAGAAUUCGAUAGGUUGGUAUAGUUGUAUUUGUAAUAAAUUGAUAAUUCUUUCGUUAUUAACUUGGCCGUAUACCAGAUAAUGAUAUUAUUCGGAUUCUGGAUCUUGACUCGUGGAUUCCAGGUCCUGAAUGGUAGAUUCUGCAUCAUGACAAUGGAUGGCGAAUUCCAUCCUCAUAAAAGUCAAUGUAUUCCCUUAUCCGGAUUCUGGACUCUAUUAACAAACUGGAUUCCAGGUCGCACUGUGUGGAUUCUGGAUUCAGUGCUCUGGAUUCCAGAGUCCGAAGCGCAAAUUUGGAUAACGGGUUCGUUACAUACCGAGUGAUAUUAUCUCACCAUCCAUUUCCAGUAGGUAAACCGAUAUAUAUAGUAGGUGGGUAGUAGAUUUUUGACUAAAUAGAGUAGUGAAACUGCGGUCGUUGCUCAUCCUUUAGAGUUUAGUUGAUGCCAGGUCUAAGUCAUAACGUUUGUUUGCGCUUUUAGAAAUUCAACCUAGUAAACUGCCUUCGGUGGGUAAUAAUGGAAGUUCUGUUUCUAAGGCCCCGUUUACAUGAGACCGGGACGAAGUCAAACCGGAAUGAAAAUUGAAAUUGUCAACAUGUUUACACGAGACCGGUACAAAAAUCACAAAAUUUUCAAUUUAUUCCCCCUUGCCAGGCAAUCUUCUUUUUUAGAUAGCUUUUGUUAGCAUGUGUUGUUGUUCCAAUGUCAAGGUUACAGCCGAGACCGGUCUGAAAUGCAUUUGUGUUUACUUUCAUCUCGGUCUGAAUUCAUGCCGUUCUGAAGUCAGUCGGCUCGGUCCAGCAGGCCGAAUGACUUGACACCUGUCUGAGUUAUUUUUUCAUCCCAGUCUCAUGUAAACAUCUAUUAUAAAUAAUAUUAUGGCCGAAACGAAAUGGUCCCGGUUUGACUUCGUUCCGGUUCGAACGGUGACACUGACAUCUACAAUUUCUACUGCACCUGCCAUUCUGGCGUGUCUCGGCCUUAAAAGUUCUAGCCCAAAGAAGUAGGUUUCCAUUCUUGACGAAAUAGAGUAGAGAAUAUGCCUUAAAUAGUUUUGGAAGGUAUUGUGUGUUUGUUAGCAGGGUCGCGUUAAUUUAGUUGUCUUAACAUUUUGAGUUGGUUAAUUGAAAUAACUCUAAUGUUUUCUUAUCUUUAUUCAGUCAAGGAAAAAACAGACAGCAGAAUCAUUAUCAUAGCAACAACAGUGGGUGGCUUUGUAUUUCUUUGCAUCGUGCUUAUUGUCUUUUUGAUAAAAUACAAACGACAAAAGCGGGCUCGAAAAUUAUUAACUCCUGUCAAUAUUCCACUGGCAGACGCAACUCCACAACAAUCAUUGCCAAUUGAUCAGGUAAAUUACUUACGAAUGUUUAAUUUAGAACUGAUAGAGCUAUCCAGUAUAAAUAAAGUUAGUUUAGUUUAGGUUUCCUCCUGUAGUAACACUGGAUCAAUAAGAGAUGAUCCUUACUGGACUUCUGGGGAGAACAGUUUAGAACUGAUAGAACCGUCCAGUAUAAAUUAAGUUAGUUUAGUUUAGGUUUCCUCUUGUAGUAACACUAGAUCAAUAAAAGAUGAUGGAACUAUAGAACUGAUAGAACUAUCCAGUAUAAAUAUAAGUUGGUUCAGUUUAGGUUUCCUCCUGCAGUAAGUUAGUAACACUGGAUCAAUAAGAGCAGGCUUUCUUGCCAUCCUACUUUUCCUACUUUUUCCUACUUUUCUUCAACUUUCCUACUUUUCCUUCCUUUCCUAUUUUUUAUUAAAAAUUGCUUGAUUUUCCUACUUUUUCUCAUAAAAUCCUACUUUUUAAGACAGCUUGGGAAAUCAGUAUGUUAUAGCUCUCGUAAUUAGAUCUGUAGGACUCGUAAUUUUUAUUUCCUCUCUGUGUCCCAGAUGAUAAGAUCUCAGGAAGAGAAGAAGUACAUUUUUCGAGAAUAAAAUUCCAUAGCAUUUAUAGAAUCAUUAUCAGUAAAUUAAUGAAGGCUCUGAAAGUGCCAUUUCCGACGAUCUAGAGAUUCCAAAUACUCAACCCCCCCCCUCUCCCCAGUUAAUCAAGCAUAAUAUGCUCCUGCCGCACGUUGUGGAUUGGUCUGCAUAACGCAUUUGAAUUGUGUUGCUGCAGAGCAGAUGCCUUAGCUUUUAUACCGAUGCAACAUUCAUUGUCUAUAUUAAUAUCUAAUUUUAAAAGUUUUGAGAAAAAAAUCCUGCAUAGAUGAAUGAGUACAAAAAAUAUUGAGCACCAAAAAUUCACACAAUUUCCCCAUCAGAUAUCUAAUGGUCCACCCCUUACCACAUAUAUCCUUGGGGUCCAAUUUUGGAUAUUUUGGAUAUAUUGGUUAUUUGCAUCUCCAAAAAGUCCUACUUUUGUCCUACUUUUCUACACAUUUUCCUACUUUAUUCCUACUUUUCCUAAAAUUCUAGUCCUACUUUUAUCCUACUUUUCUACACAAGGAUGCCAAAAAGCCUGAUAAGAGAUGAACCUUACUGGACCUCUAGGGAGAACAGUUUGAUAGAGCCGUCCAGUAUAAAUUAAGUUAGUUCAGUUUUCCUCCUGUAGUAACAUAAUAGAGCCACCAAAAACUAUUCCUAGCCUUAGGCCUUAGUUUUUGAAGCUUGGCUGAAUUGGGCAAACGCAACACGUGUAAUCGACAUUAAAAAGUCCUCAUUUUCAUCAAAACAGGAGCCACAUUACGAAACUGUCCUAUGUAUUAAACAAGAGUAUGAUGAUGACGUCGCCACAAAAGCGAACGAGUCUGAAGACAUAUCAGCUGAAGGUAGUAUACUCAAAAUUCCGCUAACCUUGCUAUGUGUAAUACUUCGGUCAUUCUGAGACGAAAUGUAUAAUAUAUCGUGAUUAAACUGAAAUACUGUUUUUUCUGUAGAAGGUUGCAACUCUCGUCCACGUUUUACCACCAACUGUUCAACUUCCAAACAUGGCCGGAUUAAGAGGGGAGGUGUGGGGAGGUGCGCACCUCCGCCGAGAUCGUUUUGCACCUCUCCUGAGAAUUUUUGCACCUCCCCUGAAACGUCAUGCACCUCCCCUUGGGAAAAUUUCACUAGAUCAAAGUGAAAAUUUGACAUUUUUUGGUUGCUUAGGGUCUACACUUCGUAAGAAAGUUUUUCUGUAAAAUUGAAACGGUGAUAGAUACCCUUUUAAUGCAAUAUUUCGAAAGAAACUUUGUAGUAAUUGUAACGAAGGGUAAAAUUGGAUGAGUUGCACAGUCAUAAUUCAUUAAUAUACUGAUACAUAUAUGUACACUGUAUGCAUACGUCACGUCUUUACUUUGGCCCUUUCUAAGCCCUAACUUUCCAUGGGGGUCGUGAGCUAAGCCGCUGUACCUCCCCUCAAUGUUUUCCACCUCUCCUACUAUUUCCACCACAAUCCGGCCUUGCUUCCAAAUGAGAGUUGAUGAGAACCCCUGUUCUAAAACACGGCGUUUUACAGCGUCCUGAUGAGAGCUUUUGCGGCUACGCGCGCUAAUUAUAACACAAGAGUUGAGAAAAAUCCCAUGCAAACUCUCGCUAUAUGAGGGACGGAUCAUGCCGUCUUAAGCCUUGGUCAAUCGAGGAUGAGAGUUGAGAAGCGAGACUACGGUUUGCAUGAGAGUUCUCACAACUUUCAUGGCCCGGUCAAACGAGAACAACAGUUGCAUGAGAGUUGACUGGACAUUGCCGCGCGCGAAGCGAAAACUCUGAUCACUUCUCAUUAAAAUUUGAAUCAGUUCAAAGUUGCGGAGAGUGGAUGAGGGUUGGCGUUCAAACGCGAGCGGGAAUUGCAUUAUCAAGUCUCAUCGACUUUCAGCUGGUUGAAAUUUUGAUGAGCAUUUUUGCUCGUUUAAUUAACCGGUAAUAUCCAGUCAACUCUCAUCAACUCUCAUGCAACUCUUGUUCUCGUUUGCAUGACCGGGACAUGAGAGUCGACUUAGAUCUCUCAUACAAACUCUCACUUCUCAACUCUCAUAAACUCUCAUGCAAACUCUGGCUUCUCAACUCGCAUGCGAACUCUCGCUUCUCAACUCUCAUCAACUCUCAUGCAACUCUUGUUCUCGUUUGUAUGACCGGGACAUGAGAGUUGACUUAGAUCUCUCAUGCAAACUCUCACUUCUCAACUCUCAUCAACUCUCAUGCAAACUCUAGCUUCUCAACUCUCACCAACUCUCAUGCAAACUCUCGCUUCUCAACUCUCAUCAACUCUCAUGCAAACUCUCACUUCUCAACUCUCAUCAACUCUCAUGCAAACUCUCACUUCUCAACUCUCAUCAACUCUCAUGCAAACUCUAGCUUCUCAACUCUCAUCAACUCUCAUGCAAACUCUCACUUCUCAACUCUCAUCAACUCUCAUGCAAACUCUAGCUUCUCAACUCUCAUCAACUCUCAUGCAAACUCUAGCUUCUCAACUCUCAUCAACUCUCAUGCAAACUCUGGCUUCUCAACUCUCAUGCGAACUCUCGCUUCUCGAUUCUCAUCAACUCUCAUGCAAACUCUCACUUCUCAACUCUCAUGCAACUCUUGUUCUCGUUUGCAUGACCGGGACAUGAGAGUUGACUUAGAUCUCUCAUGCAAACUCUCGCUUCUCAACUCUCAUCAACUCUCAUGCAAACUCUAGCUUCUCAACUCUCAUCAAUUCUCAUGCAAACCGACUCUCGCUUCUCAAUUCUCAUCAACUCUCGUUUUCGUUUGACCAGGUCUUUAUGAUAUUUUCGUUUGUUUUUAAAGGCAGAACAUCAGAUCACGAAGAGGUUGGAAAUACAACGGAAAACGAGAGAGGAGAGUCGUACGAAUACAUGAAUAUGGGAAUGAACCUGCCAGACUACGAGGAGCCGGAUGUAAGCAAACGCGGAGUUGAUCAUUACCAAAAGUUGGUGAAAACCUGA
This is a messenger RNA of Paramuricea clavata, 5208 nucleotides long. NCBI's taxonomy places the organism in Eukaryota, Metazoa, Cnidaria, Anthozoa, Malacalcyonacea, Plexauridae. The record is from the annotation of a GenBank genome assembly.